AUGCGCAGCAUGGGGGAUCAGAAAGAACCGACGAUGGUGCACAGAUCCACUUCUUUUAGUAUUAAGAGUCUGCUGCUGCCCUCGAAAAGUGACAAGCCAGAGCCUGACAUCUCAGAGAAAACCCCUCUUCUUUCGGGGUCAGACUCAGAAAAAUCUGUGGAACCGACCGAAAUGGAGUCUCCGCCGUCGGAACUGGAGAAAUCUAAAGAGGAGGAAGGUCAAGCGCAGCGCACCACCGAGACAGGCAAGAAUGGAAAAUUUGACAAGCCGCCGUUCAGCUACAACGCUUUGAUCAUGAUGGCAAUUAGGCAGAGCCCCGAAAAACGACUCACAUUAAAUGGAAUCUACGAGUUCAUCAUGAAAAACUUCCCUUAUUACCGGGAACACAAACAAGGUUGGCAAAACUCUAUUCGACACAAUCUGAGUCUGAACAAGUGUUUCGUUAAAGUGCCAAGGCAUUACGACGACCCGGGAAAAGGGAACUACUGGAUGUUGGAUCCCUCUAGUGAUGAUGUUUUUAUUGGGGGGACCACGGGGAAACUCCGGCGGCGCUCGGCUACCUCAAGGGGUAAACUUGCAAUGAAGAGAGGACUUCGUUUCGCACCACUCGGCUUGGGAAUAAAUGACAGAGCGAACAACCCUUUGUACUGGCAAAUAUCUCCAUUUCUAUCUUUGCACCCACCGCACUAUAACGGAUCGUCCCCUGGUUUUAUCAACCAAUCACACGCGUAUAGCUCCUUGGGGCUGCCAGGAGUUGACCAGCUUGGUAACGGCGACCUUUCACGGCCAAUCCUUGGAGGCUCAUCUGGACCAUUGGGCAUAGCGAAUAGCUAUGGCAUGAACUCGUCGCCUGUGGGUUUGCUUUCCGGACAGAGCGGUUACUUUGUCUCCGGGAGUCAGCAUCCGUCGUCACUCCAACAGAGCACGUCAGGGUAUCAUGGGGUACCCGCCACCUCCCCGCCGACUCUCUUGUCGGAGUCGCUCAGAACAUCUUUGCCGUCCUUCAGUCCGGGCGUUUCGAGCGGCUUCCCCGGAGUCCUGUCCCACCAGAAAAGAGUCGCGCCUAGCUCCUUUUUGAACUGAUGAAAAUGUGAUUUCAGGAUGUAAAAGGGAUGUGUAAAAAUCGACAUAGACUUUUGUGAAUGCAUAUCCUGCAAAAAA
Messenger RNA from Engraulis encrasicolus (European anchovy), 1161 nucleotides. Its product is annotated as forkhead box protein G1-like. Gene Ontology annotation, molecular function: DNA-binding transcription factor activity; sequence-specific double-stranded DNA binding. Gene Ontology annotation, cellular component: nucleus. The transcript has a single exon. The record is from RefSeq and is a predicted model, not a curated record. The coding region runs from base 1 to 1083 and encodes 360 amino acids. NCBI's taxonomy places the organism in Eukaryota, Metazoa, Chordata, Actinopteri, Clupeiformes, Engraulidae. Gene Ontology annotation, biological process: regulation of transcription by RNA polymerase II.